Gossypium arboreum is the source of this 1008-nucleotide messenger RNA. Its product is annotated as extensin-like. The transcript is spliced from 7 exons. The record is from RefSeq and is a predicted model, not a curated record. Bases 75 to 785 code for a protein of 236 amino acids. Lineage: Eukaryota; Viridiplantae; Streptophyta; Magnoliopsida; Malvales; Malvaceae.
GUACAUUUUAUAUUUUCAUACUAAAAUGCAGGGUUUAGUUCAGUUCAGGAUACAGUAGUUUCAUACUAGAAUUCAUGUCGAUCUCUGGAAUCCAUGGCCUGCCAUUAGAGGUUACAGUUGUUGGAUGUUACAACUUGGAAGACAAAGAAUGGGUAUCAAGGCAGGAUCCUUAUGUUUGUCUUGAAUAUGGGAGUGCCAGGUACCGAACCAAAACCUGCACAGAUGGAGGGAAGAACCCUACUUUCCAAGAGAAGUUCAUUUUCACACUCAUUGAAGGGCUAAGGGAGUUGAAUGUGGCGGUUUGGAACAGCAACACUCUGGUUGCUGAUGAUCUUAUUGGCACUGGAAGGAUUCAACUCCACAAAGUUCUUUCCCAGGGUUUUGAAGAUUGCACCUGGCCUCUUCAAAGCAAAACCGGCAGGCAUUCAGGAGAAGUCAGACUCAUAAUGCACUACCCCAAUGCCCAACAACCCCAAAAGUUCAAGACAAAAGGAGCUCCAUCGUUUCCUGAAUAUGCACCAUCAGCCCCCUUCACCCAGGUCUUACCAUACAGUCAUCCACCAGCAGCACUAUAUCCGAGUACGAUGCCAUAUGCAACCCCUCCAUUGUCUUACAAUUCAUAUCCUCCGCCUAGUACAGCAACGUAUCAGCCAUCUCCAUACGCUGGUUAUCCUCCACAGGCCCCUUCUGCGAGCUAUCCUCCACAAGUAUACCCACCUCCCCCUCAGCCAUCAACUUAUUAUCCACCAGCUCCGACUGCAAUCUAUCCUCCGCCGCCCUAUUGAGCUCUUUUUUCACUAAUGUCAUGCAAAGCUGAGAGAAAUCAUUGCGUUGAGCCACAAUGGCUUUGUAAUUGUGCUGAUUUCUGCGGAGAAUUCCAUUGCGUUGUAUGAAAAUAAUUCCCCUUUUUUAAAUCUGUAUUUCAAAAAAAUCUCUCGGUUGUUACUGAAAAUUUGGUUUCUUUGAAUUCACUGCUUGUCUGCAAUUCCAGAUAAUAAAAAGCAGUUU